Myzus persicae (green peach aphid) is the source of this 3389-nucleotide messenger RNA. Its product is annotated as ATP-binding cassette sub-family F member 1. The transcript has 19 exons. The coding region runs from base 177 to 3293 and encodes 1038 amino acids. The record is from RefSeq and is a predicted model, not a curated record. Lineage: Eukaryota; Metazoa; Arthropoda; Insecta; Hemiptera; Aphididae. Gene Ontology annotation, molecular function: ATP binding; ATP hydrolysis activity.
UCACUUGUCACCUUAUCUCGGGCGACGACGUAACGUGUUUUCGAUUUCACGUGCCGAUUAGAGUGGAAAGCUUUCGCUACUCCGCUGUGCGCGACUUCUCCGGUUGCCGUGGUGAUUCCUGUCGAGUUUCCGACUUUUCGUCCGUUCCUGGCAGUCGUUUCUAUUCGUACCUAGUCAUGCCGCCAAAGAAAUCGAAGAAAUCAAACAAGAACAACCAGGAUUGGGCCGGCGACGACGACGAUUCGGUUGUGGAUAUAUUGGCUGCUGUCAAAGCAAAUGAUGAUGUAACAGCUGAAGAACCUGUGCAACCUAACCGUGGAAAUAAAACUUCUAAAAAAAACAAGAAAAAGAACAAAAAUCAAGAUUGGGAAGAUGAAUCUGAAGAUUUGGUAGAUAUUGUAGCCGCCUCAGCAGUAAAUGAUGUAGCAACUGUUAAUGAACCUUCACAACCUAACCGUGGGAAUAAAGUUUCUAAAAAAAACAAAAAGAAAAAUAAAAACCAAGAUUGGGAUGAUGAAUCAGAAGAUUUAGUUGAUCUUUUGGCGGACACAAAAUUAAAUGAUGAUGAUGAUGACAAUGUUGAAGAAAUUCCACAACCAAUUCGUGGAAAUAAGAUAUCCAAAAAGAACAAGAAAAAGAAUAAGAAUCAACAACAAGAUUUGGAAGAAGACUCUGCAGUCGAUGAUGAUAAUGAUAUUGAUAUUGAUGAUAUUGAUAUUGAUAAUGAUGAUGAAGACGUUAACACCUUGCCUAGUAUGGUUUCAAUACCACCCAUUGAAGAAGUCACUAAUGAUAAACUGACAAAAAUUUCAACAGGAAAAAUUUCAAAAAAGAACAAAAGAAAAAAGAAAGAUUUUGAUUUGGAAGAAGACGAUGAUGACACAUUAGUUCAAGACAAUGGUGUCAGAAUUAGUGACAACAAUAAACCUUUGGAUAAUGUUGUAGAAGAAGCUGUCAAUGCCGACAAUGAUCUGACAAUCGUAGAAAAGGUUGCUGAAGAUAAUGAAGAUGAUAGUACUCCUACAGCUAAACCAGAUGAAGACGUAGUCAACGAAGAUGGCGGUGAUAUAGACGAUGAGCUGGAAGCCGCUAAGCUUUUAGGGAAAAAAAAGAAAUCGAAAAAAAACAAAAAGAAGAAAAAUUAUGACGAGGAAAUCCUUAUGGAGGCGCCAACAUCUGAUGUGGCGGCGGAUGACGAUGGGAGCAAUGAGCCUGCUGUUGAUGCCAAAGAAGUUGAUUUGGAAGCGAAAUGUGUAAUUGAUGACGAAGAAAAGCCCAUUGAACAGGGUUCUGACGUUGUAGCUGACGCCGAGGACGCAGUGGCGACGUCCAUUAACGCUGAUGGCAAAAACGACGAUAAUACGGACCAACUUGUGGACGACGCUGUACCAGAGGUAGUAAAAGUGCCCAAACAAAAGUCGAAAUCAAAGGAGAUAAACAAAUCCGAUAAAAUGUCUCAUAAGGAGAAGAAAAAAAUGAAAAAAGAGAUGGAGUAUCAGAAACAAAUGGAUUUGAUGACCAAGAAAGGAGGCCAGGGUCACAGUGAGUUGGGCGCCAACUUUUCGGUGUCACAGAUUCAAAAGACGGCGGGUCAGCUAGCGGCCAUGGAGCACGCUGUCGACAUCAAGAUCGAUAGCUUUAGCAUCGCAGCCAAGGGUCAAGACUUGUUUGUCAACGCCAGCUUGCUGAUUGCCCACGGCCGACGGUACGGUCUGGUCGGGCCAAAUGGUCACGGAAAAACGACACUGCUCAGACACAUUGCCGAACGUCUAUUCGACGUGCCACCGGGUAUUGAUAUCCUAUACUGUGAACAAGAGGUAGUGGCUGAUGAAACAACAGCGGUUCGGGCCGUACUUAGAGCGGACACGCGGUGUACGGAGUUGCUAGCUGAGUGCAAAAAACUCGAGGAAGCUCAAGAAAAAGGCACGGGAGAAGAUGUAACAGAAAGGCUAAAUGAAGUAUAUGACGAGCUCAAAGUGCUCGGGGCUGACUCAGCUGAACCCCGGGCUCGGCGAAUACUUGCCGGUCUUGGUUUCUCCGCGGCCAUGCAGGACCGGGCCACCAAAGAUUUCUCGGGAGGAUGGCGGAUGCGCGUGUCCCUUGCCCGGGCCCUGUUUCUGGAACCUACGUUGUUGUUACUCGACGAACCGACUAACCAUUUGGAUUUGAACGCGGUCAUCUGGCUGGACAAUUAUUUGCAGGGAUGGAAGAAAACUCUGUUAGUUGUAUCUCACGACCAGAGCUUUUUGGACAACGUGUGUAACGAAAUUAUUCACUUGGACCAGAAGCGAUUGUUCUAUUACAAAGGUAAUUACAGUAUGUUCAAGAAAAUGUACUCGCAGAAGAAAAAGGAGACCAUCAAAGAGUACGAAAAACAGGAGAAACGGCUGAAAGAAAUGAAACAACAAGGUCAAUCCAAGAAGCAAGCCGAGAAAAAACAAAAAGAAGUGUUGACCCGUAAACAAGAAAAAAACAAGGGCAAACCGGGUAAAGGUGCUGGCAUGGACGAUGAUGACAACGCUGAACCCACGCAGCUAUUACAGAAACCUAGAGACUACAACGUCAAAUUUUCUUUCCCCGAUCCCAGUCCAUUACAGCCUCCUAUACUGGGCCUGCACAGUACGAGUUUUGCUUAUCCCAAUCAGAAGCCGUUGUUUAAAAACGUCGAUUUUGGUGUUGACCUCAACUCCCGGGUAGCUAUUGUUGGGCCCAACGGUGUAGGCAAGUCGACGUUCCUCAAGCUAUUGACCGGUGACUUGCAGCCUACCAUCGGUGAAAUGCGAAUGAACCAUCGGAUGAAACUUGGAAAGUUCGACCAACAUUCUGGUGAACAUUUGACUGCCGAAGAGACGCCUGCCGAAUAUCUGAUGCGGCUGUUCGACCUGCCGUACGAGAAAGCCCGCAAGCAACUGGGUACUUUCGGGCUGGCUGGCCAUGCGCAUACCAUCCGCAUGAAGGACCUGUCCGGUGGACAAAAAGCUCGUGUCGCCCUGGCUGAACUCUGUCUUAACGCUCCCGACGUAAUUAUACUGGACGAGCCUACAAACAACUUGGAUAUUGAAUCUAUUGACGCUCUUGCAGAAGCAAUAAAUGAUUACAAAGGAGGUGUUAUAAUUGUAUCUCACGACGAACGGCUGAUCCGUGACACGGAAUGUACAUUAUGGGUUAUCGAGGACCAGACCAUCAACGAAGUGGAUGGCGACUUUGACGACUACAGAAAGGAGCUGUUGGAGUGUCUGGGCGAGGUAGUUAACAGUCCAAGUAUCGCUGCCAACGCGGCCGUCGAACAAUAGUGGCCACCCUGGUGUCGUCUUAUCGAUUAUAAAUUAUAUUUAACAAUUUUGGUUGCGCGGGCGCAUCAGAUACUUGUAAUUAUAUUGCUGUUGUCU